AUGGCGAAAAGGAAACAGAUCAAAGAUGAGGAGAUGCGUGAUGCUGGGUCUGAUGAUCGAGUUCGCAACGACUCCGAUGAAAGCGGCAGCGACGAGGAUACCGAGAUGGUCAAUGUCGAGUUCGAGUGGUUCGACCCUCAUCCUGACCAUGACUUCCAUGGGAUUAAGACGCUAUUGCGUCAACUCUUUGACAACGACGCGCUGUUGUUCGAUCUAUCGGCCUUGACAGAUCUCAUCCUUGCCCAGCCUUUACUCGGCAGCACAGUCAAAGUGGAUGGGCAAGAGACAGAUCCCUAUGCCUUUUUGUCUGUCCUCAACCUUCACGAGCAUCAGAACAAACCAGUCGUGAAAGAUCUUACGAAUUAUCUCGCACAAAAGUCUUCCGCCAAUGCCAACCUCUCGAACAUUUCUUCUGCGCUGUCGUCUUCAGACGCAAGGGUGGGAUUGAUCCUCACCGAACGCCUCAUUAACAUUCCUUCGGAGGUGGUCCCGCCGAUGUACUCGAUGCUUCUCGAGGAAAUCUCGUGGGCUCUGGAAGAGAAAGAGCCUUAUGACUUCACGCAUUACCUCAUCAUCUCGAAGACUUACACUGAAGUUGAGUCGAAACUUGACCAGGAGGAUGACCGGCCCCAGAAGAAGAAGAAGGGCUCAAAGAAUAGCAACGAGAUUUUCUUUUUCCACCCUGAAGAUGAGGUCUUGCAAAAACAUGCCAUGGGCCAUGGUGGAUUUGAGUACACAAAUCAAUCCGGGGAAGGUGUCUCCGAUUCAAAACGAGUCUUCCAAGAUUUGGGUAUUCGGCCGCAAGGACACAUGAUGUUGAUCGAAGCAAGCAAAUUUUCGGGGGCGAUAAAUGCCAUUUCAGAGUACCUGAACCCUUCAAGCAUUUAG
This is a messenger RNA of Xylona heveae TC161, 888 nucleotides long. RefSeq lists its product as hypothetical. Lineage: Eukaryota; Fungi; Ascomycota; Xylonomycetes; Xylonales; Xylonaceae. The record is from RefSeq and is a predicted model, not a curated record. Bases 1 to 888 code for a protein of 295 amino acids. The transcript has 3 exons. Gene Ontology annotation, cellular component: nucleus.